Molecule: messenger RNA, 984 nt
Organism: Strongylocentrotus purpuratus (purple sea urchin)
Lineage: Eukaryota; Metazoa; Echinodermata; Echinoidea; Camarodonta; Strongylocentrotidae
Product: zinc finger protein 420-like
Exons: 2
Coding region: 1-984 (327 amino acids)
Biological process (GO): regulation of transcription by RNA polymerase II
Cellular component (GO): chromosome
Molecular function (GO): chromatin insulator sequence binding
Source: RefSeq, a predicted model, not a curated record
AUGGAUCGACCUCUGAAGCAGGAGCCGCUGUUUGAAGGAGAAGGAGGUGAAACCGGUGAUACAGGAGGUUUGUCGUUUUCCUUGAUCCCCAUCCGUGUUAAAAAAGAGGACAACACCUUCCAUUCAGACAACACAGUGGCUAGACCAAGCAUCAAACCUACUCCAGAGACUCUCUGGUUGGCCACAUCAGGAGGUGCCACAAGUAGCCAUAACCUGCAAGCCCCUGAACGUGAAGAUGAUGAGCCAGAUGAGAGAUCAUCGGAUGAAGGUAUUGGGCGGUCCCCUGCUACAUAUGAAAACGCCAUGCAGUCACAUUCUGAGGAGGAAGCGGGAUCAUCUUCAGGUAGUGCGCAAGACACCAGGAAAGGUUCAUUAUUGGACACUCUAGCUAAGCCAAUAUUUUUCUGUGAUGUCUGUAGUAUGGCGUUCACCGAAGAGAACCACCUCGCCCGUCACAUGCAAAAACACACAUUUAUUUGUCACUUUUGCGGCAAGCAAUUUUCAUCGGACUCUGAGUUGUUGCAGCACGAAGAUGUCCAUAAGAAGGGUCAAGAGCACUGCUGCAAAGAAUGCGAUAUCAUCUUUGAGAGCAAGGCCGCUCUAGAGGAUCACUAUGGAGAUCAUAUGUAUGCCUGCUCUCUGUGUCCGAAGACUUUCACCAACCAUAUUGCAUUGUUGAACCACGAAAAUGGCCACCAGGAUCCAAAGCUUAGUUGCAAUGGUUGCGGGAAGAGUUUCAAUCGCUUGAGUAAUCUUAAGGUUCAUAAACAGAAACACUGCAGAAGAGGAAGCCAGGUCAGCAGAAACCUAAGGGCCAAUAAAGGGCCAAGAGGCAGCGUUAGUCCCAGGAGUGCCAAGGAGACCCCUAUACAGGAAAAUGGAGAAGACAAUGGGACACAGAAUUGUGCUGAAGAUGAUGGUUCCAGGGAACAGGAUGAUAUGGCUGUUCCGCAACAAGGACGACUUUGCAAAGCACAAGCUUAA